Messenger RNA from Cryptomeria japonica (Japanese cedar), 1899 nucleotides. RefSeq names its product ABC transporter B family member 19-like. Gene Ontology annotation, biological process: transmembrane transport. Gene Ontology annotation, cellular component: membrane. The transcript has 3 exons. The record is from RefSeq and is a predicted model, not a curated record. The coding region runs from base 1 to 1899 and encodes 632 amino acids. Gene Ontology annotation, molecular function: ATP binding; ATP hydrolysis activity; ABC-type transporter activity. NCBI's taxonomy places the organism in Eukaryota, Viridiplantae, Streptophyta, Pinopsida, Cupressales, Cupressaceae.
AUGCCCGAAAGCAAUGAGACACAGAUUCCAAUUGUAGAUGCACAAAUAUAUGAAAGCAAUGAGAAUGAAAAAGUGACAGUUUCAAAGAUAGAUUCAGAAGAUAUGACAUCCAAGGGUUCUGCCAUGAGAUUGUUGAAAAUGAGUGCAACAGAUUGGCCAUAUGCAAUCAUGGGCACAUUUGGGUCAAUUAUACAGGGUUGUCUAGUCCCGAUAGUUGGUCUAUUUAUGGCUAUAUCUAUAACCAACUUCUUCAUACAGAAUCAUUCUGAAAUGGAGCGCAAGAUUAGGAUAGCUGCCUUCGUGUAUAUUGGUAUUGCUCUCGCUGCAUUGCUAGGCAACGCGUUGCAGCAGUUUUGCCUUGGGAUAAUCGGAGGAAAUUUAAGCGAAAAAGUUCGAGAGAAGAUGCUUGCAGCCAUUUUGCGUAAUGAGAUAUCUUGGUUCGAUAAAGAUGAGAAUGGCAGCCUUAAAAUCUCCUCCCGCAUUUCUUCCGACGGGACUCACGUAAAGAGUGUAAUUGAACAAGUAUUUCUUAUUGCCCAGAACCUCACCAAUAUUGUUGCUUCCUUGAUAAUAUGCUUUACAGCCCAAUGGCAAGUCAGCUUAAUCCUUUUCGCCGCAUACCCUAUUCUUGUUUUGGGAAACAUGUCUCAGAAAAUGUCAGAUAAGGGAUUCGGUGGAGAUCAAGCCAAGGCGCACAACGAAGCCACCGUUGUGGCAGGCGAAGCAGUGAGCAAUAUCAGAACACUUAUAGCAUUCAACGCAGAGAAGAAAGUUCUGUCUUUAUUUCAGAAAUUGCUCGCUAAACCGGUGAGACGCAGCUUCAGAAAAGGGCAAAUCGCAGGGUUGUUAUAUGGGCUUUCUCAGCUGGGCCUGUAUUGCUCCUAUGCUUUGGCUCUUUGGAAUGCCUGGAGACUUGUCAGUAAUGGAACGGCUAGUUUUACUGAAGUUAUUGUGGCAUCUACUGUAAUGUUUUUUGCUUCUUCUACACUCUCGGAGACGAUGACUUUGGUUCCAAAUUUCGUUAAAAGCAGGGAAGCCGUGAAGUCGGUGUUCAAAAUCCUGGACAGGCAGACACGGAUGGAGCCAGAAGAUCCAGAAGCAUUCAAUGUCGAACACUUGAAGGGAGACAUAGAGUUCAGGAAUGUCACAUUUUGUUAUCCUAAUCGACCACAAUUUAUUGUUUUUGAAAACCUGGACCUGAAGUUGGAAGCAGGAAAGAGCUUAGCCCUUGUGGGAUCUAGUGGGUGCGGUAAGAGCUCCAUCAUUGCACUGAUCGAGAGAUUUUAUGACCCAACUGAAGGAACUGUUUUGAUUGAUGAAAUGGACAUCAGGAGUUAUCAUCUACGCUCUCUGAGAUUGAACAUUUCUCUGGUGCAGCAGGAGCCUGCUCUUUUUGCUACUUCUAUCAGAGAUAACAUUCUGUACGGAAAGAAGAACGCAUCAGAAGAAGAGGUGAUCAAUGCUGCGAGAAUUGCAAAUGCUCAUGAGUUUAUCAGCAAAUUGCCUGAUGGGUAUGGGACUUUGGUAGGCGAGAGAGGAGUGGAAAUGUCAGGAGGGCAGAAGCAGAGAUUGGCAAUAGCAAGGGCAGUACUGAAGAAUCCUGCAAUCCUGCUAUUGGAUGAGGCUACCAGUGGAUUGGAUGCAGAGUCAGAGAGGGUUGUUCAGGAAGCCUUGGAGAGGGUGAUGGAAGGCAGAACAUCUAUUAUUGUUGCUCAUCGUCUCUCCACUAUAAAGAAUGUGGCCACCAUUGCAGUGGUGAAGGAGGGAAGGAUUGCAGAACAGGGAUCUCAUUCAGAGCUCAUGGCCACACCUAAUGGAGAAUACAACAGACUGCUCAACCUGAAGGCCAGCCAUCGAGCAGAGUCAAUUGAGCAAGAGUUUAUAUCACUUUCGGGUUGA